UGCAGGACCCACCUGGAAGAGCCGCUGGAAGGCGUAGUAGCCGCAGGACAACGCCACGAAUAUCCAGAACACACCGUUUAUCAGAACCCACCAAUAUGACCUCCUCGUUGGCCAAAAUCGAGGACUUUCCCUCCGAUCCCGUUGAGUUUUUUAAGAGGAUCCUUCAGGAAGCUGCCAAAGGACAUCCCGAUGGAUUCGUGCAGGAAAUGAACCUGGCCACCGUGGACGAGGAAUACGGUGUGCUCAACCGCACUGUCCUGUACCGCGGACUCACCCAGGAUAACUGUGUGUUCUACAUAACCCAUCGGUACGUUCGCAACUUCAAGAACCUUCAGGCCAAUCCCCAGGCCUGCAUCACCUUCUAUAUGCCGGAUGUUAAGGAUGGGGCCGGAAAACAGAAUACCUGGCAGGUGAGAUUGAUUGGAGCCACCGCCGUGGAACUUGCCCAAAGCGAAAUGGAUGCUCUGUGGGCCAAGGAGAAUUUGGCUGCCCAAAUCAGGGGUCACAUCUGUCCCUGUGGAGAACCGAUUAACUACGAUGAACUCAAGGCGAAGCACGAUCAGUUCCUUCAGGAUCACAGAGGAAAAUCCAUCGAGAGGCCAGCAAGCUAUACCGCUUGGAAAUUCCAACCGCAGCGAUGGGACUUCCUGAAGGUGGGUCUCGACCAAAUCGCGGAUCGGGUGCAGUACCGCCUUCAGAAGGAUGGGAAAUGGGCAUCCAUGCACGUGUCCACCUAAUUGUGGUAUACCCCCAGUAAAACCAUUAUCUUGAUUUUGGACGAUUUCAUUUUAUUCAACAAUAUCUUUCUACAAACAGCUAAACGUACAGACUAACAACUAAAUUUGCUUCCUUUUCGACAUGUUUAACAUACAAUUACAACAUAGUUAAUAAAUAUUACACAAAACAGCAAAAAAAAGGACGUUUAAAGAAUACAGUUAGCAUAGAGUUACAUAGGUUCGAGUAACAUUAGAGCAGGUUAGUUACAUAAGUACAUACAAUAUGCUUAAUUGUCUUACUUGCUUUGCUACACCACACACAUAAUACCCAGUGAGUUUCGGUUCCGUUUUCUACACAAAUGCGCUGAGGGGCGUGCCCCCGCCCCCUGGUGGACUAUCACGACUAUAUCGCGCUGAUCGUCUCGCGGAUCCAGGCGGCAUUCGAGGCGAUCUUGUCGUACAUCCUGGGCCGCUCCACGCCCGUGGGACCGCACGCGAUCCGCCAGGAGGAGACCCCAAUGAGCGCCCACUGAUUCGUUCCCGGAAUUAGGCACUGGACGGGCGCUCCCGAAUACUCCUCUUGCUGAAAAUGAACAAAACAAAAAUAUUACAAAUAUCAGUGAUAAAUCAAGUAAUUGGAAAUUAAAAAAAUAUUUAUAGAAUAUAAUUUUGGUCCACUCUAAAAAAUGCUAUAUAGUUUGUAAAGGCUCAGUUUAAUUAAUUAACCGUUUAAAAUUUGAUUGUCAACAGUUUCUGUCCACUUUCAAAUUACAAAUAAUUUCGUAAUAAUAUUAUAGGAUCCACUCAGUUUUUUGCAAUAUUUCACCAUCGAAUUAAACUCGUGCCACCCCAAUUGGCGAUCGUGACGUCACACGCACGCGACAUGCAGCAACGCGCUUGGCGUAGAGCAGUCGAAACAAAACAAAGUUGAAUGAGUAAUUUCUGCCUCUCUUUUUUACUCUCUCCAAUUGCCAUUCAAAGUGAGCACGAGCGAACACACACAUGUAUACUCAUGUAUAAGCAACCCCCGUUACCUGCGAAGGUUUACCUAGGAUAGCAAAAACAACAACUAUGAGUGCAGCUGCAGGCAGAUAAAAGGAAAAAGGGAGAUAGCAAGAAGAAGCAAUGGACACCGCAAUAACAAAAAAAAAA
Messenger RNA from Drosophila mauritiana, 1868 nucleotides. RefSeq names its product pyridoxine/pyridoxamine 5'-phosphate oxidase. The record is from RefSeq and is a predicted model, not a curated record. Gene Ontology annotation, molecular function: FMN binding; pyridoxamine phosphate oxidase activity. Gene Ontology annotation, biological process: pyridoxine biosynthetic process; pyridoxal 5'-phosphate biosynthetic process. The transcript has 3 exons. Bases 96 to 737 code for a protein of 213 amino acids. Lineage: Eukaryota; Metazoa; Arthropoda; Insecta; Diptera; Drosophilidae.